AUGUUUGAGAACAUCAAGAAAGACGCGAUGUACGUCGGAAACUCUCAACGAAAAUCCGUGUACAAAGUACAAAACUCGCCGAAACCGUACGGAGAUACGCAAACCAAAUACGUAUGCUACAGAUGUGGAGGCACCAAUCACCAAUGUAAAGACUGCAGAUUCAAGGACGGAACCUGCAGAAAAUGCAAGAAGAAAGGUCAUCUGGCAAAAGUGUGCAGGAACGGUGCACCCCAUGCCACGGGCGCAAGGCCCAGAAUCAAUCACAUCGGAACGAAACCAAAAGUGAACUUGAUCUACACGUCCGUAAGAAUCAACGGACGACCAGUGGAAAUGGCCGUCGACACGGGAGCAGAAGUUUCCCUAAUCGACCGGAGAACGUAUGCAGAGCUCGGGUCCCCAGCGCUGCAGAGAUCAACACAGAAACUCACAGUGGCAAACGGAUCCACCCUGAAGUCCUCGGGAGGGCUUCAAUGCGAAGUAGAGCUCGGCGGAACAAAGUUCACCGGUAAAUGUUUCGUUACCGACAAAUGUUCAAUCCUGGGACUCGAUUGGCUGAAGAAGGACAGGCACGGCAAGAUCGUGAACCCCAGGAUGUUCGAGAAUCAAAUACUCGAAGUUCAAGAGCAAUCCUCCAAAAACCCGGACGAAGCCGCCCUGCUGAAGAAGAUCGAAAAGCAGUUCGUGAACGUGCUCGAUGGAAAGCUGGGCGCAUGCCGGGAAUAUGAAGCAAGAAUCACCCUGAGAAAGAACUCGAAGCCGAUUUUCAGAAAGGCAAGACCAGUAGCCUAUUCGAUUCUUCCCGACGUCACCAAAGAAAUCGAACGCCUCGGAAAGGCAGGCGUCAUCGAGCGCGUGGAAACCUCCCUCUACGCAGCACCAGUCGUCGUGGUCCGGAAGAGCAACGGGUCAAUUCGCCUCUGCGCUGACUACUCGAUUGGCCUGAACGAAAUCAUAGAGGACGAUAACUACCCACUGCCAACGGCCGAAGACAUCUUCAGCGGCCUCAGCAAUGGUCGCUUCUUCUCAAAAAUCGAUUUGAGUGAAGCAUAUCUCCAAGUCCCCGUGGAAGCUGGAAGUCAAAGCAUCCUAACAAUCAACACUCCGAAGGGCCUCUUCAAAAUGAAACGACUACCCUUCGGAAUAAAAACUGCUCCGAGCAUAUUCCAGCGGCUCAUGGAUUCGCUCGUGUCCGACCUUCCAGGCACAGUGGCGUAUCUGGAUGACAUCAUGGUAUCGAGCGGGACAAAGGUCGAACAUGAACAAAGAGUCAUCCAACUCUUCAAACGUCUGAACGACUUCAAUCUCACGAUUCGUUUGGACAAAUGUUCAUUCCUAAAAGACGAAAUUCGCUUUCUCGGCUUCAUCCUAAACUCAAAGGGCAGAAAGCCGGACCCUGACCGCAUCCAACCGAUUCUGGAUAUGAAGCGACCGGAAAACGUCGCUCAAACAAGAGCUUUCCUGGGGAUGCUGACUUUCUACAACAACUUCAUAGCCGACAUGGCUACACUCAGAGAACCUCUGAACAGUCUACUUAAAAAAAAAACACCGUUCGAGUGGACAACGGAAUGCGAGGCGGCCUUCAUCAAAGACAAAAACAAAUACUCCAGUCCGGCCUACUGCUAA
Galendromus occidentalis (western predatory mite) is the source of this 1623-nucleotide messenger RNA. RefSeq lists its product as uncharacterized. Gene Ontology annotation, biological process: proteolysis. Bases 1 to 1623 code for a protein of 540 amino acids. The record is from RefSeq and is a predicted model, not a curated record. The transcript has a single exon. Lineage: Eukaryota; Metazoa; Arthropoda; Arachnida; Mesostigmata; Phytoseiidae. Gene Ontology annotation, molecular function: nucleic acid binding; aspartic-type endopeptidase activity; zinc ion binding.